Molecule: messenger RNA, 472 nt
Organism: Ixodes scapularis (black-legged tick)
Lineage: Eukaryota; Metazoa; Arthropoda; Arachnida; Ixodida; Ixodidae
Product: reactive oxygen species modulator 1
Exons: 3
Coding region: 112-351 (79 amino acids)
Biological process (GO): protein import into mitochondrial matrix; protein insertion into mitochondrial inner membrane
Cellular component (GO): TIM23 mitochondrial import inner membrane translocase complex
Source: RefSeq, a predicted model, not a curated record
UCGGCAUUUUAAAAUGGCCGCCUACUAAAGCGUGAGAUUUCCUUUCUGCAUCAAGAUUGCAAUUUUUUUACGCUCGAUUCUCUGGUCCACUUUGAACGAUUCACAGGAACAAUGCCAUUGCCAGUGCAAGGUGGCUUCCAGAGGGGUCCCAGUUGCUGGGACCGCGUCAAGAUGGGCUUCACGAUAGGGUUCUGCGUGGGCAUGGCAUCUGGAGCCCUCUUUGGUGGCUUCUCAGCACUUAGGUACGGCUUGCGGGGAAGAGAACUCAUCCAGAGCGUGGGCAAAGUGAUGCUUCAGGGCGGCGGCACGUUUGGGACCUUCAUGUCCAUAGGAACGGCAAUACGGUGCUGAGCCAAUGACGGCAGCGACGCUGAGUUCUAGCGCUCUAGCGGCUGCCCAGCAAUCUGGAAUCUUUGUUCCUGCUGCAGCUUUCUUUUUUUCAUUUUGUAAUAAAAGAGCAGUUGUUGUUUAA